Molecule: messenger RNA, 1268 nt
Organism: Bacillus rossius redtenbacheri
Lineage: Eukaryota; Metazoa; Arthropoda; Insecta; Phasmatodea; Bacillidae
Product: sodium channel protein Nach-like
Exons: 9
Coding region: 27-1250 (407 amino acids)
Biological process (GO): sodium ion transmembrane transport
Cellular component (GO): plasma membrane
Molecular function (GO): ligand-gated sodium channel activity
Source: RefSeq, a predicted model, not a curated record
AAGCCGUCUGGCCUGUUCGUGUCAGCAUGUACGCUAUCGCGGAGGAGGAAAUGUCAUCUCUGGAUGACGACUGCGAAGCCUUCAGUCUGCUGAAGGCUUCCUGGAAGUACCAGGCAAGGCAGUUCUUCCAGAACAGCACACUGCAUGGGGUCCGGUACAUCAGGCAGGAAUGCCGACCCUUCUAUGAAAGGUUCAUGUGGUUCUGCUUCACGCUGACGGGCGCCAUCUCCACGCUCAUCAUCAUAGCCUCGGUGUGGAACAAGUUCCAGACCAACCCCACAAUCACGGGCCUGGACACAGACUUCCACAACUGGGACGUCAUGUUCCCCGCUGUCUGGCUGUGUCCGCUCGACUCGUUCAACGAGUCUCAAGCUGACAAAUUCAUUCACACGAUGUGGCCAGAGACAGAAGAAGAAUCGAAGAAGUACAGACACGUCGCGCAGGUGUUGGCUAACUUGUCAUUCACCAAUCUGUACAGCAUUCGCGAUGUUCCGCCAGACGUAGCGACGAAGAAAAAAGAAAUGAAAAGAUUAUUAAAGCAGGUGGUGUAUCGCUGCGAGGACUUGCUGACGGACUGCACGUUUGCGAACCUGGGCUUCGACUGCUGCUCGCUGUGGCAGGCGGUUCACACGGAGGUGGGCCAUUGCUAUGCCUUCAACUCGCGGCAGGCCUUCCUCAGGAACCACUCCAAUGCAGAGCUAACUUUUUCACCUAAGACAAUCUCGGCAACGGACGAAAGCUGGUCACUCAAGUUUAACAUGAAGAACCUGAAGAUGAAGGGUGAAGACUCAUCGAGUGCCCCAGUCAAGGUGUACCUUCUUCCUGCAGAUGACAUCCCAGUAGUGGACAUCUUCCCCCAACACAUGUGGGAUCGUCAUGUAUCGAAACUUUCAUUCUCCUUGAAGGAAACAUACACCACCGAAGACACUCGACAGCUGUCCAUCAGCCAGCGACAGUGCAUCUACAAAGAUGAGGUGAAGCUGGACACCAGCCCCAUGUACACAUACACUGCAUGUAGAAGUGAGUGUCGCAUGGCCAGGGCCAAGAAGCUGUGUGGCUGUGUGCCUUUCUUCUACCCGUCAUCAGAACAAUUCAAGAAGUGUAAUCUCGAUGGACUUAAAUGCCUUGGGCACCAACCUGAGGGCGCGUGGCACCGCCUGGGCUGCAAGUGUGAGCUGGGCUGCGCUAACACCGUCUACGAGGUCGCUAAACUGACUGAUACCAGGUCAGUGCAUCCAGGACACUGGUAAUGGCGACACGAGAUCAUG